AUGCCACCAGAUCCAAUUUUUGACACAAUGACCGGUGGUGAAACUAUUCUAGGCAAUAGCAGUCGCGGUUGUGGUGUGGGCACUCGACAGCUAUGUUCUCCCACUGAUAUAUUCAUGACAUCGACGAAUCAUCUUUACAUCGUUGAUUCUGGUAAUAGAAGAAUUCAAAAGUACAACUUAGAAGAUCAAAGUGUCGAAACAGUGAUUGGUUCUGUUAAACUGAGAGAACCGAUUAGUGUCUAUGUUGUUGGUGGUGGCACAGACGAGGAGAUCUAUGUACUCGACCGUGUGAAUCGGACAGAUUUUGUCGUUAAAUUAUGGAAGAAUAAGAACGACAUAGAUGGAACGAUUGUAAUUCCUAGUGAUUCUGAAAUCUACUAUGACCUCUAUCUGGAUGGCAACUCCAACAUCUAUCUUUCGACUUACUACGAAAUUAAGAAAUGGUUUGCGCCUGACUACGGCUAUGGUAUCAUUAUUGCUCAAUUCCAUUCACAGGAAAAUUCGGUACCAAUCUAUGUUGAUGAAGAUUAUAAUUUAUACUUUUACGAUUGUGCUGAGCCUGAAAUUCAAAUGUGGCCAAUUGGUGGUGCUGUGGAGCCUAGUUUCAAAAGGACAUUCGCUUCUUUACGGUCUACAGAGACGGAUGGCCCAAUUGGCUUUACACUGGACUGUAACAACAAUAUUUAUUUUAGUGUUCGUGUUAAUAAGAGUCACUAUGCAAUCUUUAGAGUGAACCAACAGGUGAACGGCAAGAUAGAGACUGUUCUUCUAAAUCCCUCGUAUAUUUCAGCUAUUCAGUUUGAUCAAUAUGGCAAUUUAUAUGUGUCUGGAAGGCAAGAACAUCAGAUAAGGAAAUUUGCAGUUUUAAAUUGA
Molecule: messenger RNA, 873 nt
Organism: Didymodactylos carnosus
Lineage: Eukaryota; Metazoa; Rotifera; Eurotatoria; Philodinida; Philodinidae
Source: the annotation of a GenBank genome assembly